Messenger RNA from Micromonas pusilla CCMP1545, 1321 nucleotides. Its product is annotated as histone deacetylase. Lineage: Eukaryota; Viridiplantae; Chlorophyta; Mamiellophyceae; Mamiellales; Mamiellaceae. Bases 1 to 1212 code for a protein of 403 amino acids. The record is from RefSeq and is a predicted model, not a curated record. Gene Ontology annotation, molecular function: histone deacetylase activity. The transcript has 3 exons.
AUGCGCGCGGCGGGGCUGAGCGUCGCGCUCUUCGCGUCGCUCGUUCGUCACCGCGCGCAUCACGGCGUCGCGCGGCGCGUCGCGCAGCGCGCGCGGAGGGAAGGAGGAGGAGGAGGGAUCCGAUGCGCGACGACGGGCGAAAACGUCGCGGCCGCGUCGACGUCCGCGACCGCGUCGUCGUCGUCGUCAUCGUCGCCGCCGCCGCCGCUGCGGACGUACUACGCGGACUGGGCGGAAGUCAUCCUCCCGGACAACCACCGGUUCCCGAUGGAGAAGUACAAGGCGACGCGGCUGCUGCUGGAAGCGGACGCGAGCCUCGCGGGGAAGCUGGAGCUGUUGCCGUCCCCGGCGCUCGACCUGGCCGACGUCCUCGCCGUCCACGAAUCUGGCUACGUCGAUCGCGUGCUGCGUUGCGAGCUCACCGAGAAGGAGACGCGCGCGAUCGGCUUCCCGAUGCAUCCGUCGAGCGUCACGCGCUCGCUCGCGUCCACGGGCGGCACCGUCGCGGCGACGCGCGACGUGUUGGCGCCGAACACGGCGCACCGAUGCGCGGCGCAGAUCGCGGGGGGCACGCACCACGCGUUCGCGGACGCCGGGGAGGGGUUUUGCGUCUUCAACGACAUCGCCGUCGCGGCGACGAUGGCGCUGAGAGAGUACGACCACCUGCUCAGCGCGAGAUCGAAGACGCCGAUACUGAUCGUGGACCUGGACGUGCACCAAGGGAACGGCACGGCGAAGAUCUUCGAGGACGACCCGCGCGUCGUGACCUUCAGCGCGCACGGCGAGAAGAACUACCCUUGGAAGACGAAGAUGAGAUCCACGCACGACGUGGAGCUCCCCGACGACGCGUCCGACGACCAGUGCGUGAAAGUCUUCGAGGAGUGGAUACCGUUUCUGUUCGAGACGUACGACCCGCAGCUCGUGUUCUUUCAGGCUGGCGUGGACGCGCUGAGGGACGACGCGUUCGGGCGGCUGGGGAUGUCGCGAGAGGGGCUCCUGCGACGAAACCAUCUCGUCUACGACGCGUGCUUGAGAAGAGGAAAAGCGCGCGGAGGAGGAGAGGAAAAGCGAACAGGAGAGAGAAGCGCGCACGUGCCGCUGGUGGUGACGAUGGGGGGGGGGUACUCGCGCCCGCCGGACGCGAGCGUGCGCGCGCACGCGGAUGUGUUCCGGUCCGCGGCGUACCGAUACGCGGUCGGCGCGGUGCGGUAGCGGCGACGCGCGGAGUGGAGUACACGCGGCGAGCGGAGCGGCGCGGCGCGGCGCCGUCGUGAACGAUGAAUGGAAUUGCAUUAUUAAUUCAAGCGCGAGCGUUACAGGU